Molecule: messenger RNA, 2381 nt
Organism: Ctenocephalides felis (cat flea)
Lineage: Eukaryota; Metazoa; Arthropoda; Insecta; Siphonaptera; Pulicidae
Product: solute carrier family 22 member 6-A-like
Exons: 10
Coding region: 146-1693 (515 amino acids)
Biological process (GO): transmembrane transport
Molecular function (GO): transmembrane transporter activity
Source: RefSeq, a predicted model, not a curated record
GUUGGAGAAGCUCGAUUUAAGCCGGCAGUCGAAUUUCUUGCCGGCGACCGUUGAUUUUGUCAGUGGUCGAAGUUCAUUGAGUGCUGUUCGUUGUGCAUCUGAUACAAAUCAAUUAACUGGAGCCGGCUGAGGAGACAUAUUAAAGAUGAAAAAUAGUGAUCUGAAUGGUACACGGCAGCGAGUGAGGGCUAUAGUUGAAACUACAGGAAGAUAUCAAGUUAUCCUAUGCAUUUUGUUAAGUAUUCACAGUGCAAUAGUUGCAUUCAACCACACAGAACCAGCUUUUCUCAAUUACGAGCCAGCUUUUCGGUGCAAGGACAAUGGCACGAUUAAAGAAUACAUUGGUUGCGCGUCUUUACAAAAUGGUACGUGCCACACAGGUUUCGAAUUUGCCGAAGAUGAAAGAACCAUCAUCACUGACUUUUCCCUGGUUUGCUCUCGAAGAUACCUCGCCGCGCUUGCCACCGUUUUGUACUUCGGUGGUGUGACCAUAGGAGCUUUAGUUUUUGGGCCCUUGGCAGAUCGAUUGGGUCGCCGAAAAGUAACCUUAAUUUGCCUAUACACUCAAGCUGCAUUAGGAAUACUUCAAGGAUUGUUGGGGUCCUACGGGGGUUUUGUAAUCUUCGCGGCUCUUCGCAUGUUGCAAGGAGCUUUUGUUCAGGGUCUGCAAAGUUCGACGUUCACUUUGCUAUUGGAGCUCUUUCCUGUGCGCCAUCGAACAGCAGUGGCCGUAAUUUGGGAAAUAUUUUGGGCUGGAGGUUGUGCCUUUAUGGCAUCCGUUGCAUGGAUUCUAGCAGAUUGGCGUUAUUUGCAAAUUGUUCUCGCAUUACCAGCGAUAGUUAGUGUAAUAUACAGUUGGAAUAUACCAGAAUCCGCACUAUGGUUAACAACGAUUGGGAAAUACAGAUCUGCUCAUCAAGUCUGCGAUAGAAUAAUGAGAUUUAAUGGAACGAAGCAAGACAUGAAUCGUAAUGGCACAACAUGCCAAUCAGAGCAAUUAGUAGAGAAUGUUGUUUCCGAUCCGGUCAUUGAAAAAAUUGGAUUAAUUGGCAUCUUCAAAAAUUCAUUAUUGCGAAAGCAUGCGCUGGUUAUGACUAUGGUUUGGUUCAGUGUAACUUUAUGCUACUAUGGAACCGUAUUUUAUCUUCCAAAAUUGGAUGGACAACGACACGUAAAUUUCCUCAUAGGGGCUUUCAUAGAAGUCGUGGCAUAUUUACUCGCUUUUUGGGCUCUUUCCAAAUUUGGUAGACGAUGGCCCACUGCCUUAUAUCAGAUAUUGUGCGGAGCUAUCUGCGCCACAGUCGCAGGGAUCACGUUUUAUACGGGUCAUCAUCAAGGGAUGUUGAUAAUUGGUCUGAUUUUGGCUGGUAAAGGAAUUGCAGUGUCAUGUUUUUGUUGUAUGUUCCUUUAUACAAGUGAACUGUUUCCAACAAGCGUGCGCGGAGCAGCUCUUGGCUUAUGUGGUUUUUGGUCGCGAAUUGGAGGAUUACUUUCUCCUUUGCUGCUUGUUUUGGGCGAGAUCACCGAUCGAUCAGUGCCUUUAAUGUGUUUGGGCGCGUUGGCCCUUGUGACAGGUUUCAUCUCUUUGGCUUUGCCAGAUACAAAUAAUACAACUUUACCUGACACAAUUGCCGAAGCACAAACUGCAUAUAAUAAAUCUUAUCCGAAGUCGCAGGAAAAUACACAUGUGUGACUUCUAAAAAUCAAGAAGUAGGCUACUGCCAUAAAGUUUAGAAUUUAGGUAUAAAUAUUAAGCAAGAAAUUAGUAUUAAAGAGGUAGGAUACUAAGCUAUUUUUAUGAUAAUACUUUGGGUAUAUGAAAAUAUUCAAAGACUAAAUGAAUUUUUGUACUUAAGUACGUGAUAUUUGUAUCGGAUUGUAUAUUCGACAAGAAAGAACAUCAGCGUGUAAAAGACCAAAGUGAAGAUAAAAUGUGCGCUGAUAUUUUAAUACGCGUCGAUUUAUCAAAACGCAUUUAUUAUAUUAUCUAUUAAGUUUUACGGAACUAUGAAAUUGCGAUUCAGUAUUAAAAAUUAAUAUAAAAUACCUAUCCAUCUAAAACAUUUAUUUUACUACAAGGCUGAUUUUAUUAAGCAUAUCAUAUACGUAAUUUAUUAUUUUGAUAAUGCGAUUUUAAGGGUUAGGUUGUUGCAUAAUUUGUACUAAUAUAUUUUCCCAUGAUAGAGGAAAGGGAAUGUUUAUAAAAAUAAACAGUUCGUAGAGAGAGUGAUUUAUUAUGCGGAGGAAUUAAUGUGAACGAAUUUGUUCAACGUGAUUUUCAAAUAUCAUAUAUUUUGUUCAUAAUAUAGUUAACACUAUUACUAUAAUUAAUAAGAUGUAUUUUAGGCCAUUAAUGAAACAUGAAAUAUAUUUUUUGAAUA